AUGGAAAAAGCUGGAACGGAAUCGGACACUCCUGUUCACGACGAUCGCGAGAAUACACAGCAUUCCGAUGAAUCCGAACAACAAUCGCAUAACAGCGUCGGGACGGAGACGCCGCCGACGGAAUCGGAUUCCUCCACUCCCAGCCUUACCCAGGUAAUGACAGCCGUCGACGAUUUCAUCCAGUCUCUCUCCGACGCGGAUGAAAAGGAUCCGCUGCAGGAAAUUCCUCCAGCGGUGGAGCCAUUCCCGGAGACGGUGGAUUCACUGGUGUCGAAGAUGGAAUCAUCUGGGAUUGGGCGGGACGAAUCAGAGGACUCUGCAUUCAUCGACGCCGUUAACCGUAUUUCAAAAUCGGUUAUGAGAUUGCGGGAGCUUAAAUUAGAUUCAACGCCGGUCUCCUCGUGGUUGAACCGGGCGAGUUCGGUUCAGCAUCGUGCUGUAUCGCUUCUCGACGAAGAGUUCCGUCAUCUUCUCGAUCGUUCCAGAGAGAAGAAGAGCGACGGGAACAAUGCCAAUCACAACAACCAGAAAUCUCCGUCUUCCCAUUCAACGCACGAAUCGGAUCGAUGCGUCAUACCGGACAAUGAUCAAUCCGAGGAGGAGGAAAGUUUCCCGGAUUUUUCACCGGAAUCAAUCUCGACGCUGAAGAAGAUCGCCGGAGCAAUGAUCUCCGCCGGUUACGAAGCGGAGUGCUGUAUGUCGUACGAAAUGUCGAGACGUCACGCGUUCAAGGAGGAGCUGAGCGCGGUUGGAUUCGAAGGUAUCAACGUAGAAGACGUGCAGAAAAUAACCUGGGAAUCUCUCGAAGGAGAAAUCGCUUCCUGGAUCUCAAUCGUCCGCCGUUGCUCCGCCGUGCUUUUCCCCGGCGAGCUAUCUCUCUGCAACAACAUAUUCUCCGAUCCCGAUCAUUCCCCAAUUCGCAAACGCCUCUUCACCGGAUUAGUCUCCGCCGUGACAAUCCGGUUCCUGGAUUUCUCCGGUGCGGUGGUGCUCACGAAACGGUCGUCGGAGAAGCUCUUCAAGUUCCUAGACAUGUACGAGACGCUCCGAGAUCUAAGCCCGGCGGUGGAACAAUCGGACUCAGAUCUGAUCGGCGAGAUCAAACUGGCUCAGACGAGGCUAGGAGAAGCAGCGGUGACCAUAAUCGGAGAGCUAGAGAACUCGAUCAAGAGCGACAACGGAAGGACUCCGGUUCCGAGCGGCGCCGUCCACCCACUAACACGUUACACGAUGAAUUACCUCAAAUACGCAUGCGAGUACAAAGACACGCUGGACCAAGUGUUUCAACACUACGAGAAGGCUCAAUCGGAUCAAACGGGAACAAAGCCUGAGCCAGAGCCCAAACGAAACCAACGAGAAGACGACGAGGAAUACAAAACGUCAGCUUUCGCUAGACAAAUGAUAAAGGUGAUGGAAUUGCUCGACGCAAAUCUAGAUAUUAAAUCGAAACUGUACAGAGACCCAGCACUGAGAUCGAUAUUCCUUAUGAACAACGGAAGAUACAUUCUGCAGAAGAUUAAAGGGUCGAUAGAGAUAAGGGAUUUGAUGGGACAGUCAUGGACUAGGAAACGAUCUACAGAGCUGAGACAGUACCACAAGACUUACCAGAGAGAAACUUGGGGGAAAGUCUUGCAGUGUAUGAACCAAGAAGGAUUACAGGUGAAUGGGAAAGUUUCGAAGCCUGUUUUGAAGGAAAGGUUCAAGAUUUUCAAUGCUAUGUUCGAUGAGAUUCACAAGACGCAGAGCACGUGGAUUGUGAGUGAUGAGCAGAUGCAGUCGGAGCUGAGAGUGUCGAUCGCGGCGUUGGUGAUUCCGGCUUAUAGGUCUUUCUUUGGGAGGUAUAAGCAACAUCUUGAUUCCGGGAAGCAGACGGAUAAGUAUGUCAAGUAUCAGCCUGAGGAUAUUGAGUCUUUCAUUGAUGACUUGUUUGAUGGAAACCCAACUUCUAUGGUAAGGAAGAGAAACUGA
Messenger RNA from Microthlaspi erraticum, 1968 nucleotides. NCBI's taxonomy places the organism in Eukaryota, Viridiplantae, Streptophyta, Magnoliopsida, Brassicales, Brassicaceae. The record is from the annotation of a GenBank genome assembly.